Molecule: messenger RNA, 1932 nt
Organism: Pogonomyrmex barbatus (red harvester ant)
Lineage: Eukaryota; Metazoa; Arthropoda; Insecta; Hymenoptera; Formicidae
Gene: Dbp21E2
Product: putative ATP-dependent RNA helicase Dbp21E2
Cellular component (GO): cytosol
Molecular function (GO): ATP binding; RNA helicase activity; nucleic acid binding
Source: RefSeq, a predicted model, not a curated record
CCUCUAUUAGAUGACUAGCCUACUAAAUAAUGUUCUGCAUUAUCGAUAACCUCGCAAACUAAAGAAAACAGUUAGGUUAGAAAGAAAAAAGCUAAACGUUCUACACUGAUCUUUCAAGGAACAACUACAUAUUUUAGAAUUAAUCAUUUGUUAAAACAUCACAGAUAUCAAAUAUAAAAAAUAUUUUGCUAUCGGUUUUUAAGAUGGCACUGGCCUAGAACAUCACGUGUUUUGUCUCUUGUUACGUGCAGUACAAUUUGGUGGAAAAUGUUUUCACGAUUCUGUAAUUUGUGUCACAAAACUGCGUACAUUCAGUUCGCGCAGUUACAAAGGUGUUACAGAAGAGCUUCUAAAAGGAGAGGCAAUGUCAGGCGCAUCGAGACACCAAAGGAUGUAGAAGGAAAGACGCCGAUAAUCGUCUGUAAACGGAAAGAGUUUAAUUUCUAUGAAAAGCAAACGUAUCCCAAAUACGAACCAAUACCAUUGGCUAGCACAGGAUGGUAUCAUUAUAAAUCUAAAGGGGAUCAUUUCUUCAUAUAUCCUUUUUCAAAUGUAGAAAAAGAAGCACACAGCGAAUUAUAUAAAGAAAAAGAAGAAGAGGAAAAAGAAAUAACAUUUGAUUCUUUCACACAUUUUGGUUUAGAUCCAAGACUAGCAGAUAUAUUAAAAAGAUACAGUAUAACAAAACCUUUGAAAAUACAGACAAUUGGAAUACCGAAAAUAAUAAAUGGCGCUAAUACCAUCAUAGCAGCAGAAACUGGUUGUGGAAAAACAUUGACUUAUCUUCUACCCAUGAUAGAUGAAGUUCUAAGAUGGAAAGAGUUAACAGGGACACGAUAUAAUUCUCCAUUGGGAUUAAUUGUGACGCCUUCUCGAGAAUUGGCAUUUCAAAUUGGGCUGGAAGCACAAAAAAUAUGCAAAUAUCUUAAUAUUCGUACAAAAACUCUUACUGGUGGAAAAACAAAAAUGAUGUUGGAUCCAUCUGUAGAGGAAGUUGAUAUUGUUGUAGCCAGUUUUGGAGUCAUCAGCAAAUUAACUACAAACAGGAUUUAUAAAUUGAACAUGGUCAGACAUAUUGUAUUGGAUGAAGCCGAUGCUUUAUUUCACAAGACGUUUGAGGAAAAGCUGCAAGUAUUCUUGAAAAGAAUUCCACUUGGCUUUGCACAAAAUGCAGAAAAUACCGAAUUACCAACAGCUGCCCAAUUUACCUUAGCAUCUGCAACAAUGCCAUCAAGAAUAUCAGAAGUUCUGGAAAAUAUCAUAAAUGUACAAUCAUUGGAACACAUAACUUCGAAUAAAUUGCAUCAUAUUCUCGUGCCACAAAAAUUUAUAAGGAUAGGGCCAAAUGAUAAACCUACCUAUCUUUUGAAAUAUAUCAAACCGAAAGUAACCAACAAGGAGCAAGUAAUCAUCUUCAACAAUAAGACUGAUACUUGUAAUUGGGUCAGUAUGUUUCUGAAGAAAUGUAACAUACAAACGGUUACCUUGAAUGGAGAUAUGCCAUUGUACGAGAGACAAAAUAAAUACGCAACCUUCAAAAGCGGUAAAUGUCAAGUGUUGUGCACUACAAAUGCUGGAUCCAGAGGGCUGGACACAGUGACGAUACGCCAUAUAUUGAAUUAUGAAUUUCCAACUGCAAGUGCUGACUAUAUCCACAGGUAUUCUAUUACCGGAAGAGUCGGUAGUGUUAAGAACUGCCGAGUGGACAAUUUUAUAAGCACUCCGAAGGAAAUCACUGCAGUGCAAAAAAUAGAAAGAGCAAUACGGAAGAUGAAACCGAUACCGAUAUUCGAUAUCGAUGAGACGAAGGAAGAUGAUACUCUUUAUGAGCCAUUUGAACCACAAAAUGAAAUAAAUAUGGAGGAGGAAUUUAGCAUACCAUACUGAAUCAUAUUACACGAUUGUGUAAAUAAAGAUUAUUUUAUCGUUCAA